Molecule: messenger RNA, 803 nt
Organism: Verticillium dahliae VdLs.17
Lineage: Eukaryota; Fungi; Ascomycota; Sordariomycetes; Glomerellales; Plectosphaerellaceae
Exons: 2
Coding region: 1-183 (60 amino acids)
Source: RefSeq, a predicted model, not a curated record
AUGCGGCUUCUCGCGGAGCAGCUUCCGUCUGGGGCCCCUGCGCUGAUCGUUGGGCACCUUGCGUCGGUCACCAUGGUGCAUCUUAGCCACUGGAAGAGCAUGGGAUCGCUCUGGGCAUCAAGAACGAGAUGCUGGGGUUUGUUGAUGCCUUUACGCAAUGAGAUGGCUCAAGAUGCCUCGUGAUUGACGUUGACAGGCAGAGGACUCUUGCUUGCUACUGUACAGCAGGUCACAUCCCCAACGGCAUGCAUCGGCACUGUGGUCGUACGUUGGGUAGAGUAUUCUUUUUGGCUAUAGUCAGCCUUGUAACUCACGCUAAUAUCAAUCGGGCCAGGGUGGUGGAGUGGUUAACACGUACCCCUGCUAAGGGUAUCUCUCCGGAGGCGCAAGUUCGAAUCUUGUCCUGGUCGAAUCUUUUGAUUUUUGCUCUCAGAUUCCCAUGUCACUCAUGUUCCAACACUGGAUAAGUCAUGGUUCUCUCAUUCUGUUGGUAUGGCGGCUGGUAGACAGGGCUCUACUAUCUUGGCCCUGGUUGCAGGCACCUCUCCAGCUAGGCACAAUGGGCUCGGUCUGGGUCGGGUUUCUCAUGUUCAACGUUUGGAGCAUUGUAAAUAUCCAAGCAACUCAUCCAAGCAACUCACGGCUUCCUCCAUGUGUUUGGGCGCCGAGUGACAUGCGCGGAACUAGAGCAUGCCAUGACCCGCCAACGACGAACUUACCCCAACGGCACAAGCCGCCGCGCCGGCAAAACGCGGCCCCUCGACUUACACUGGGUUACAACGUCUCACUUCUGUUACACCCUA